This is a messenger RNA of Coffea eugenioides, 1727 nucleotides long. Its product is annotated as 5-methylthioadenosine/S-adenosylhomocysteine deaminase-like. Gene Ontology annotation, molecular function: hydrolase activity, acting on carbon-nitrogen (but not peptide) bonds. The transcript is spliced from 9 exons. Lineage: Eukaryota; Viridiplantae; Streptophyta; Magnoliopsida; Gentianales; Rubiaceae. Bases 93 to 1550 code for a protein of 485 amino acids. The record is from RefSeq and is a predicted model, not a curated record.
GUCAGCGGGGGGAUCAAAUUGAAACGAUAGAGUCUGGGAGUGAUCAAACUUCAAAAGAGGAAGUCCAAGACGAACACUUGGACGCUUUUGUGAUGGAAACGGCGGGCGGUGGCGGCGAGUCCAAGUCAGAUACCAGCAGCAGCAGCAGCAGCAGCAGGCUACUCACACUCCACAAUGCAUUGAUCGUCACCAUGGAUCCUCAGAGUCGAGUUUUCCGUGACGGAGCAAUCGUAAUCGAACACAAUACCAUCAUAGCCAUCGGCCACUCCCCUCAAAUCCUGGCUCAAUUUUCUUCUCUCCCCUCGUCGCAGCUCCUGGACCUCCAGGGCCAAUUCCUUCUACCUGGCUUCAUAAACACCCACGUACACACAUCUCAGCAGCUGGCCAGAGGAAUUGCCGAUGACGUCCCUUUGCUCACCUGGCUACACAACUGUAUUUGGCCCUAUGAGUCCAAUAUGACUCCCCACGAUUCUUACAUCUCUACUUUACUCUGCGGAAUUGAACUUAUUCACUCCGGGGUGACGUGCUUCGCUGAGGCGGGAGGGCAGCAUGUAUCUGAGAUGGCUAGAGCAGUGGAACUGCUGGGAUUGCGGGCUUGCUUGACGGAAUCAAUUAUGGAUUGUGGCGAGGGUUUGCCGAUGGCUUGGGCCAAUCGGACCACUCAACACUGUAUUCAGUCUCAAAAAGAAUUGUAUAAGAAGCACCAUAAUACUGCAGAUGGACGCAUCAGAAUAUGGCUUGGAAUAAGGCAGAUCAUGAAUGCCACUGAUCUAUUACUUACACAAACAAGAGACACAGCUAAAGAACUUCAAACUGGAAUCCAUAUGCAUGUUGCAGAGAUACCCUACGAGAACCAAUACGUGGCAAACAAUCGUGGGGUUGAUCAUGGGACAGUUGCAUAUCUUGAAAAAAUCAAGUUCCUGGAAGAUAAUUUGCUGGCAGCUCAUACUGUUUGGGUAAACCCAGGCGAGAUUUCUUCCCUAUCAAAGGCCAGUGUUAAAGUGUCACAUUGUCCUGCUGCUGCAAUGCGCAUGCUUGGAUUUGCACCCAUAAGGGAAAUGCUUGAUGCUGGAGUAUGUGUGUCCUUGGGAACAGAUGGUGCACCAUCAAAUAACAGGAUGAGUAUUGUUGAUGAGAUGUACCUAGCUUCUCUAAUCAACAAAGGACGAGAAGUCUUUUAUAAAGGAACUACUGAUCCUACUGCUCUUCCUGCUGAAAUAAUUCUCAGAAUGGUGACAAGCAAUGGCGCAAAAUCAAUUCUCUGGCACAAAGAAAUUGGGUCACUUGAGGUUGGAAAGAAGGCUGACAUGAUUGUGAUCAAUCCUUCCUCUUGGUCCAUGGUACCUCUUCAUGACUGCAUUUCCAGCCUUGUAUAUUGCAUGCGAUCUGAGAAUAUCCAGUCCGUUAUGUGCAAUGGAGAGUGGAUCAUGAAGGAUCGCAAAAUACUUAAGGUGGAUGAGAGUGACGUCAUUUCAAUGGCCAAGCAUGCUUCUGUUGAGCUAAUGAAGAGGGCAGGCAUCACCGUACCAAGUAGAAUGACCAUCUUGUAACUGCCCUUGCCCCUGAAUGUUUCCGUAGAGUCAGCUGCAAGAAAUGCCCGCUUGACGGUCUCUUGAAAUCUGCAAGGGGCAUGAAAGAAAAAGAGAUGCGGACUCUGGAUCCUUGAGAGAGAGUUACUGAUUUACUGGGUUAACCGUCUCCGCCAAAUUAUAAGUUUGUUAAAAUAA